Messenger RNA from Aspergillus puulaauensis, 1806 nucleotides. RefSeq names its product acyclic terpene utilization AtuA family protein. Lineage: Eukaryota; Fungi; Ascomycota; Eurotiomycetes; Eurotiales; Aspergillaceae. The record is from RefSeq and is a predicted model, not a curated record. The transcript has 4 exons. Bases 1 to 1806 code for a protein of 601 amino acids.
AUGUCAACCUCAACCCUACGCAUUGCAUCAGCCUCUGGAUCCGUUACGGACCGGAGACACGGUUUGGCUGAACUGGCCAAGCAUGAAGACGUCCAAUUCAUUGUCGGGGACUGGAUGUCCGAAUACAACAUGACAACUCGAGGUGGAGCGAAGUCCACGGGAAACCUACUGUCCACCGAGUUUGAGCAUUCAUUUAUGGAGGCUAUUGUACCUGCAUUAGAAGACAUCGCCGCACGCAAAAUUCGGAUUGCUGUCAAUGCCGGUGCGAGUGACACCAAAAAAUUGUUGGACACCUUGACUCAAGUUAUCCAGUCGAAGAGGUUGGACCUGAAAGUUGCCUGGAUUGAAGGCGAUGAGGUGACGGACCUUUUCCAGCAGUCCUUCAAGUCAGGAAAUGGUUUCAAGAACCUCACUACUGGCCAACACCUCUUGGACUGGGAGUUCACACCAGUCUACGCCCAAGCCUAUCUGGGAGCUUGGGGCAUCACUGAGGCACUCAGACAAGGAGCUGACAUUGUGCUCUGUGGACGGGUGACUGAUGCCUCUCCUACAAUUGGCUGCGCUGCCUACUAUCACAACUGGAAGCGCGAAGACUAUGAUCGACUGGCCCAUGCUUUCGUAGCCGGUCACUUCUUAGAAUGCUCCACCUAUGUGACUGGAGGAAACUUCUCGGGCUUCAAGUCUCUCCCCGGGUCGUUACUUGAUGUUGCUUUCCCGAUCGUGGAAAUUCACGAGGGCGGCGAAUUUGUGGUUACUAUGCAGGAGGGCAAAGAUGGCAUGGUGACGGCCGAAACCUGCAAGGCGCAGUUGGUCUAUGAGAUCCAGGGCCCGCUGUACUACAGCCCUGACGUUGUUGCUGUACUCGACGAGAUUAUAAUGGAGAAUGAGGGCGCGAACAGAGUUCGUGUCUCGAAUGUGAAGAGCAUUAAGCCUCCACCAACUACCAAGAUUGGAAUCACCGCACACGGCGGCUUCCAAGCAGAGGUGCACUACUUCCUCUGUGGACUCGAUAUUGAGGAGAAGGCGGCCCUACUUGAGAGACAAGUUCGGCAUCUCCUAGACGAGUCGCAGUAUCAUACGCUGAAAUUCCGUGUCAACGGAUCCUGCCCCUCAGACCCAUCGAACCAGGAUGCGGCCACUGUUGACGUGCGUAUUUUCGCACAGGCUCGCUGCGAUACCGCGCUUUCCCAGGCCAAAUUCUUCCGGCCAUCUACCGACACGAUCAUGCAGAGUUACCCUGGGGCGACCUUCGCGGUAGAUGCACGUCAAGCUGCACCAAAGCCAUAUUACGAAUACUUUGUCUCUAUCUUCCCCCAGGGCCAGAUCCGCCAUAUCUGUCAUCUUCCCUUCAAGGGAAGAAGUGUAAACAUCGAUCCUCCGCAGGAUACCGUUCCAUUCCAGUAUGACCAGCCCUCGUACGAAACUAAGAGCCCUUAUAACCUUGAUGUGUUUGGCCCCACCACCCGAGCGCCGUUGGGUUACGUUGUCCAUGCUCGCUCGGGUGAUAAAGGGUCUGACUGCAAUGUUGGCUUUUUUGUCCGACACCAGGAUGAAUGGGACUGGCUACGGUCGCUGCUUACCGUCGAAAAAGUGCGAAAAUUGCUGGGCCGGGAUGAUUGGGGACAAGCCAUCUUUCGCUUCGAGCUGCCGCAUCUCUGGGCUGUGCACUUCCUUCUCAAGGACCACCUGGAUCGUGGAGUGUCCUCGAGCUCUACCUAUGAUGUGUUAGGGAAGAAUUUGGCCGAAUACCUGCGCUGUAAAUGGGUGGAUAUUCCAGAUAAGUUCCUCACUCGAGGCAGGAUUUAG